Lycium barbarum (goji berry) is the source of this 1038-nucleotide messenger RNA. RefSeq names its product WEB family protein At1g75720. Lineage: Eukaryota; Viridiplantae; Streptophyta; Magnoliopsida; Solanales; Solanaceae. The record is from RefSeq and is a predicted model, not a curated record. The coding region runs from base 136 to 756 and encodes 206 amino acids. The transcript is spliced from 2 exons.
UCCAAUGAAGUGGACAUGAAGAAACGAAGCUCCACUUCUCCAUCUUCUUUGUUUCCACUUUUUAAGCUCUUUUAUAGUCUCUCCUUCAGCAAACAUAAGAUACACAUCUGAUCGGUAAUAGUGUUGAAACUGAUAAUGGAAAAUAUGGAAGAAUCAAAAGGAGGAGUGACGAUGAUGGGGAAGGCGGAAAUUGAUACGAGCGCUCCGUUUCGUUCGGUUAAAGAGGCAGUCAUAUUGUUCGGAGAAAGAGUUCUCGCUGGCGAGCUCUACUCUUCUGACAAGUUCAAACAGAAGAAGCCGGAUGGAUCGAGUGAAGACGACAGCGACGACCCGUCUAAUAAUGGGAUAGCAGCCGAUGAUGAGCUAAUUGAGACUAAACAAAGACUAGAAAGGGCAAGAGAAGAAAGAUUGGUAAUGGCUACUUGUCUUUCUUCUUUAGAAGAGGAACUUGAACGCACAAGAAAUGAACUUGAUAAGCUAAAAAUUGAGCAACAGCAAGUUAUGGUAUCAGAAAUUGAAGACCUAAAAUUUAUAGAGAAGACACAAAUUACGGCACAUGAAAAUGUUGAGCUUCAGACAAAAAGAUACGUGACAUUUGCAAAUCCUUCACAAGGCGAUGAUGAUGUUGUCUUACAGAGCCAUCCUUCACUCAAGAAGAAGAAGAAGAAAAAAAUACCCCUUAAUAUUCCACUCAUAAGGGGUUUUUUUUCAAGGAAGAGAGGUAGUACUAAUUCCGAAAAUAUUCAAUAUGCUUGAGUUUAAAACGAACAAAAUAUGCAAGUCUCUCUCUGCCCUUUAGGAGAUCUGUGGGUUUCGGUCCAGUUUGAAUCUUCGGAGCACUGAAAUCGGUUUCAGCAUCACAAGAAGUAAUAUAUGCAAUUUUCUACGUAUAGCUUAUAAUUUCCAAUGGUUUUGCUUAAAAUCAAAGUGUGAAGUAAGGUUGGUUAAUUAUACAUGCAUGUUUGAGCUAGUGAAGUUAGAUAUGUUUCUUUGAGUAACAUUUUCAAUAAGGUUAUAUAUACUAUUACUUGAAUGAUA